Molecule: messenger RNA, 528 nt
Organism: Echinostoma caproni
Lineage: Eukaryota; Metazoa; Platyhelminthes; Trematoda; Plagiorchiida; Echinostomatidae
Source: the annotation of a GenBank genome assembly
AUGGCUGGUGUCAUGAUCGGGACUGAUUUGUAUCCUAACGUGUUCUAUUUAGCCUGUGAUAACCAUCCGACAAAGAAUUUGCAGAAUGCCCCCAUAGAUACCGAGGUGAGCGUUGGUCAGAAAAUUAUUGUUCGCAAGCCUGGCAACCCUCCGGUCUUCGCCAAAGCCAUGGCCGUACGAAUGGUCACCCCAAUGUAUUGUCGUGUGGCUUUUACUGACGGGACAUUCUCGAAAGACACACCGCCGGAGUACCUCACGAAUGUUGAUUGGGUUCAUCAUGGAGCGCCACGCAUCGGCUCGACUGUGAAAGUGCUUUGGCACGAUGGGGUCGAGUACACGGCAACUUUUGAAGGUACCGCGAUAGAAGAAUGGGAAGUCAAAUACAAGGAUAAGAAAAAAGAAACCCUCUCGAGAGACCAAUUCUUCGUGCGAAAACCGAUAAAAUUUAAGCGGAAAAAAUAUCGUCCCGAGCCGUGGGAAAUCCCAGUCUGUUUUGGUCUGGACAGUUCAUCAGAUUCCAUAUAUUGA